Penicillium subrubescens is the source of this 1044-nucleotide messenger RNA. RefSeq names its product aldo/keto reductase. The record is from RefSeq and is a predicted model, not a curated record. NCBI's taxonomy places the organism in Eukaryota, Fungi, Ascomycota, Eurotiomycetes, Eurotiales, Aspergillaceae. The transcript has 4 exons. The coding region runs from base 1 to 1044 and encodes 347 amino acids.
AUGUCUGGCAAAGAGAUGGAAUACACACGCCUUGGCAAGUCAGGCCUGAAGAUCUCCAGGAUUAUCUUGGGUACCAUGGGCUUUGGUAGCAAGGAUUGGCAGGAUUGGGUCUUGGACGAAGAGGAGUCGUUGAAUGUCAUUGAGCACGCUUACAAGCGGGGCAUCAACACCUGGGACACGGCGGAUGUCUACUCACACGGCCGCUCAGAGGAGGUCGUUGGCAAGGCCCUGAAGAAGUUCAACAUUCCCCGCAACCGUGUGGUCAUCAUGACCAAGUGCUUCUACGGCGUCGACGAUGAGGGCAAGUUCCCGCCCAUCUGGCAGUCCGCGCGUAACGAAGGUGACUUUAUCAACCGUGUCGGUCUGUCUCGCAAGCACAUCUUCGAUUCCGUUGAUGCUAGCGUCCAGCGUCUCGGCACAUACAUCGAUGUGCUCCAGAUUCACCGUUUGGACCGCGACACUCCCCGCGAGGAAAUCAUGAAGGCUCUGAAUGAUGUUGUCGAGAGUGGUAAGGUCCGCUAUAUCGGUGCUAGCUCGAUGGCAGCUUGGGAAUUCCAAACUCUGCAGAACAUCGCCGCCCGCAACGGCUGGCACCAGUUCAUCAGCAUGCAGAACUACCACAACCUGAUUGCCCGCGAAGAGGAGCGCGAGAUGAUCCCAUAUUGCCUUGACAGCGGUGUCGGGCUCAUCCCCUGGUCUCCCAUGGCCCGCGGUGUUCUGGCACGGCCAUGGGGCUCGCGCUCCACCGUGCGCGAGAACACCGACGGAGCUCUCAAGGUACUGAUCCGCAACCGUGAAACGGAGGCGGACAAGGCCAUUGUGGAUCGUGUGGAGGAGUUGGCCGGUAAGAAAGGGGUGAGCAUGGCGCAGAUUGCUUUGGCCUGGUCCUUGACUCACCAGAAUGAGUGCCCUAUCGUGGGUCUGCACAGCGCUGCGCGUGUUGAUGAGGCCGUUGCCAGUCUGAAGGUUCAGUUGAGUCCUGAGGAGAUUCAGUAUUUGGAGGAGCUGUACGUUCCCAAGACGAUUGCUCCGCUGGAGCGGUAA